Pieris macdunnoughi is the source of this 741-nucleotide messenger RNA. The record is from the annotation of a GenBank genome assembly. Lineage: Eukaryota; Metazoa; Arthropoda; Insecta; Lepidoptera; Pieridae.
AUGGCAUUGGAAAUACUGCGUCGCAAUAAAGAUGAUUAUGUUGAUUUAGGCUUAAAUGACCAAACUAUAAAUACCAGCCUGCUUUCAAUCUUUAUUGACUUGAAAGAAUUUAAAAUGCAGACUCCAAUUCGUAUAGCUGUAUUGCUAUUCUGCGUUGUUUGGGAGGUUCAAGGAGCUGUCAACUGUACCUCCGCAGGCCGAUAUGCAGACCCAGCUGAUACAACCUGCAAAAACUACUCCCUGUGUAUAUUAACCACGGACAACACAUUUAUAUCCUACGACUACACCUGCCCUGCAACCUCCCUUUUCAGCCCUGUUUCCAGUACCUGCACAACAAAUUAUGUGUGUAACACAACUAAUACAACAACUACAACUAAUACAACUACGUCAGCAUGUACAGCUGACGGCUUCGUGGCAGAUCCAUCAUCAACAGACUGUACUUCAUACAUUCAGUGCGUUCAAAUAAACGGUACCUUUUCCGAAACGGUCCUGUCUUGCCCGAAUGGUACACUUUACAACCCCAAUACUACACUUUGUGACGCCAGUUAUAACUGUACUUCAGCUGUAAGUUGUUCAUCAGCUGGUAGAGUAGCGGACACCACAGAUACAACCUGUCAAAGAUACUUUUUGUGUGUCCUUGCUGCGAAUGGGACAUUAUUACAAUAUUCCUAUACAUGCCCUACUACAUCUGUUUUUAGUCCCGUUUCGAAAGUGUGUACAACUACAUAUACUUGUCCUUAA